This is a messenger RNA of Lathyrus oleraceus (garden pea), 3269 nucleotides long. RefSeq lists its product as uncharacterized. Gene Ontology annotation, cellular component: nucleus. The coding region runs from base 262 to 3057 and encodes 931 amino acids. The record is from RefSeq and is a predicted model, not a curated record. The transcript has 4 exons. Gene Ontology annotation, molecular function: transcription corepressor activity. Lineage: Eukaryota; Viridiplantae; Streptophyta; Magnoliopsida; Fabales; Fabaceae.
AACCCGAAUGAAUAAAAAAGUUAGCUUAGAUUCAAGUUUCAACGUCGCAGAAUUUCCUUUCUUUAUUCUUUUGAUCGCUUUAUUUUCUCUCUCUCUCUGUGCGAAACACAACUUUUGCUGUCAUGAGAGUUCACCUAUGUUUAUCAUAAUACCAGUUUUAUUACUAUUCUCUCCACCACCGCAAAUACGUUGACAAUUGAGGUUUUCUACUCAUUUUCUCUGCUCGAUUUUCACACGUGUGAAUUCAACUUCAUCAAGCAGAUGAAUCCUAUUUGUUUUGAUGGCAACAAACAAGACAGUGAAGUGAAAUCUGCUGGAGGAUUUCUUACUUCGGAUGAUCCUGACAUGGAAGAUGAGUUUGGAGAGCCGGAAGUGGAACCUCGUGUUGGAGACGAGUACCAGGCAGAACUUCCUGCAUAUAUUGGGGAACCAUAUCGGUCUCAGAUUGUAAAGAAAACAGGAGAUUCAGAAAUUGCGGUCAAUAUGCCAGAGUCUUUUUCGCUAGGAUUACCCCUUCCUCUUAUGUGGACGCAUUGUGAAUUCGAUAGAAGUUGCGGUUUUGAGAGUUUAGAAUCUGGCACAAGUCGAAAGGGGCGUGUUAUUUGUGAAGGAAAAAAUGUAGGAGGGUUUUCGAAUUUUAAAUCCGCUUAUAGAAAUGGUGAGGCAGAUAUUGGCUCAGAACUGAGAACUGGACUAGAUCAGCCAAGGGGCAGAUAUCUUCUUCCUGAAUUGUUGUGUGGUCAGACUUGGACAGAUAUUGAAUAUAACAGUUUUCUCCUUGGCCUCUAUGCAUUUGGGAAGAACCUUAUUUUUUUGAAGAAAUUCGUUGGGACUAAAAGUAUGGGAGACAUAUUGUUUUUUUAUUACGGUAAAUUUUAUAAGUCUAAAGGAUAUUCCAGAUGGGCACAAUGCCGGAAGUCGAAAACUAGGCGAUGUAUAUUUGGACAGAAAAUAUUCACUGGUUGGAGGCAACAAGAAUUGCUAUCAAGACUGUUUUCCCAUGUCGCUAAGGACUGUCAAACUACUUUGACUGAGAUUUCGAAGAAUUUUGGGGAGGGAAAGAUGCCAUUUGAAGAAUACAUAUUUGCUCUAAAGAAUGCUGUUGGCAUUGAGGUCCUUAUAGUUGCAGUAGGUAUUGGCAAAGGGAAGCAUGACCUUACAGGCACCGCUCUUGAGCCACCAAAGAUCAAUCACACCCUUCCUGCCCGCCAUGAAAUGCCAGCUGGAAAAGCUUGCUCCUCUCUUACAUCUGCAGAUAUAAUGAAGAUCCUAACAGGAGAUUUUAGAUUAAGUAAAGCUCGAUCUAGUGAUCUUUUCUGGGAAGCUGUUUGGCCUCGUCUUUUAGCAAACGGUUGGCAUUCUGAAGAGCCAAAGGAUAAUUUUGUUACUGGAACAAAACAAACUUUGGUUUUUCUUGUACCUGGUGUUAAGAAAUUUUCAAGAAGGAAACUGGCCAAAGGUAACCAAUACUUUGAUUCUAUAAGUGAUGUACUGAAUAAAGUGACAUCUGACCCUAGGCUUCUUGAGACUGAAGUUCAAACAACUGAGGGUAGUGCUGAUAAGGUAAACAUGCAAAACAAUCAAAACCAAGAUGGUGUGUCAAAUACACAACAAUGUCCUUUGUUUCAAUCUCCCAGUUCAACGUGCAAACCCGAUCUCGUGAAAUUUACAAUUGUGGAUACCAGCAUGGUUCAUGAUACCGAUCAACAUAAAGUGAGACAAAUGAAAAGCUUACCUUUUCAACCUGGGAGUAUAUCUACCAUCUCAAGCUGCAGUUCUAGUGAAUCUGAGACAACUACAUCUGAAGACUCGGAAGAUCAGAUUAGGCAAGCUAAUGCUUCAAGUCCUAUUGAAGAUCGGGUUGAACAAGCUAAUCCUUCACAGCAUGCUGAAGAUCAGGUUGAACCUGCUAAUUCUACAUACCAUGUUAAAGAUCAGGUUGAGAAAAACAACUCUUCGUACCGUAUUGAAGAUCCAGUUGAACAUGCUAAUUCUUCGUACCAUAUUGAAGAUCAGGUUGAACAUGCUAAUUCUUCGUACCAUAUUGAAGAUCAGGUUGAACAUGCUAAUUCUUCAUACUGUGUUGAAGAUGAGGUUGAGCAAGCUAAUGCUUCAAACCCUAUUAAAGGUCAGGCUGAACAUACUAAUUCUUCCUACCAAGUUGAACAUGCUAAUUCCUACAACCAUGUUGAAGAAAUCUCAGAUAAGGGGAAGCGCCUAGACUUAUCAGGUCAUACUCUUAAUUUUGAUCUGAAUGAUGAUGAGCAUACAAUGGAGACGAACGAACAGCCAUUGAUCGAAAAGAUGACAUCUGAUGAUUGCAGAAAAUAUUUUCCAUGCACCACAAAAAUGCAGGAGUUAAGAGCUUGUAACUAUGGAGAGUCUAGCCUUAGUGCUAAAAAUACUUCUAUCGACAGAAAUUUUGAUUUAAAUGAGCCAUUCUCAUCGUCAGAUCCACUUGAUGCAUCUGAGGGCAUGGAUAUGUCUGUAGAUUUAGAAAGUUUGUCUUUCCCAAGUUAUCCGGCUAAAGGCAAUAACAUGAGCAAUGAAGGAAGUGUCACUGAGAAUCCCCAGGUUGGAGAAGUUUCUGCGAAAAAUUCUGAAAACAGGAUGUUGAUUGACUUGAAUUUUCCUCAAGUUGCACCUGACUUAACACUUGAAAUGGAAAUACCAUCCUCUAAGGCAAUACAGCAAAACGAUGACCAACGUGCCCAAACAUUGUCACCAUCAUCAUCUGAGACAACCCAGCACAACGCAACAGAUGAGAUUCCUGAUUUAAAUAAGGAGCACCAACCGAUCAUUGUUAACCGCCGUCAAAGUACAAGGAACCGACCGUUAACCACAAAGGCAUUAGAAGCUCUUGAGUACGGAUUUCUCAACUCAAAGAGGAAGAGGAAGAACUCAGAACCUUCAGACAACAAUUCUAAGUCGCAAUGUCUACGUCCAAGUAACGAGACAAUUGUCAGUGCUACUUGUGAUGAUAACAUUGAGAGUUCUAUGGCUGACACAAGUGCAAAGGAGGAGAAUGUCAUCCGGGAAUAUAGUUUCAUUGUUUAAAAAUAUCCAUAUACAAUUGCCAUACAUGAAGCCCAAAGCCAUUUAGUCUAUAUUCACUCACUUUCUUUUUUUCUCAGUAUUUGACUGAUAAGAAUAAUAAAAUAGCAUAAGAUUUGAUUCAAAUGAUUAUUGAUUUGCGGUUUAAAGAUGAAGGACAAUUUGUGCCAAAGUUUUAGCAGGAAUAAUACCAUUUUUAGAGGUAAUAUAAUCAA